AUGGCCUCAAGAAAGUUUUUCCUACUGCUUUUAGCUUCAUUUGCCAUUGUACAAAUGGCCAAAGGUGGAGAUGCAGACAUCACCUCUGAUUUCUUGGCACCGCCAAAUGCAACUAUUGAUGGGAAUUUCUUCACAUACACCGGCAUGCGCGUCCUUGUUAAUGCAAAACCUCCUACAAUUUUUACGGUGCUGAAAGCAAGUAUGGCUGAAUUUCCAGCUCUUAAUGGGCAGAGUGUAUCCUAUGCGGCUCUUCAAUUUCCAGCCGGUGCCAUAAACCCACCGCACACUCAUCCUCGUUCAGCUGAGUUGCUUUUUGUCGUACGAGGUUCUCUUCAAGUGGGAUUUAUCGACACAACAAACAAGCUCUACACCCAGACACUACAAUCUGGUGACAUGUUUGUAUUUCCAAAGGGAUUGGUUCACUUCCAGUACAAUGCUGAUCCACAAAAAUAUGCUCUAGCGAUUUCUGCCUUUGGGAGUGCAAGUGCGGGGACUGUCUCACUUCCUGCCACCCUAUUCCUCACCAAUAUCGAUGACAAUAUCCUAGCCAUGUCUUUCAAAACUGAUGUUAAAACUAUUCAAGCUCUCAAGGCUGGUCUUUCUCUUCCCAAGCCCUAGAAAAAUCAGUUGCUCACUUACUCUUAUUUAUUGCUUGUUUUGGUUAAUGGUGUUUUGUCUUUGUCCGAAAAUUUUUCAUUUAACAAUAACCUUCCUUGUUCAGAAGGAUGUAUGGUAUCAUACCA
Molecule: messenger RNA, 743 nt
Organism: Tripterygium wilfordii
Lineage: Eukaryota; Viridiplantae; Streptophyta; Magnoliopsida; Celastrales; Celastraceae
Product: germin-like protein 9-3
Exons: 1
Coding region: 1-618 (205 amino acids)
Cellular component (GO): cell wall
Molecular function (GO): manganese ion binding
Source: RefSeq, a predicted model, not a curated record